AUGCAAAAUGGGGAAGUGAUGGUGCUUUUGGGCGAUCCCAAAAAUGGCAAAGGAAUAGGUCCAAGUUCCUCCACUACUGCGGAGAUUCCUAGUGGUCAAGGGAUUAAGAUGAAUGGACGUAUUGUUCUCACUCAAGCUACAAGAAGCAAGGCGACUCAACCUAAUGGCAUUGUUCAAGCGGCUCAAACAGGUAAGAAUUUUGUUAACCAAUUCCUUUCUCAAAGGACCUUAAAGAUUCUUGGGCUAAUAAAGUUAGAGCUGAUCCUAGGUCUAAUNACUACUGCGGAGAUUCCUAGUGGUCAAGGGAUUAAGAUGAAUGGACGUAUUGUUCUCGCUCAAGCUACAAGAAGCAAGGCGACUCAACCUGAUGGCAUUGUUCAAGCGGCUCAAACAGGUAAGAAUUUUGUGAACCAAUUCCUUUCUCAAAGGACCUUAAAGAUUCUUGGGCUAAUAAAGUUAGAGCUGAUCCUAGGUCUAAUGUAG
Messenger RNA from Ilex paraguariensis (yerba mate), 483 nucleotides. NCBI's taxonomy places the organism in Eukaryota, Viridiplantae, Streptophyta, Magnoliopsida, Aquifoliales, Aquifoliaceae. The record is from the annotation of a GenBank genome assembly.